AUGUACUGGCAAAAAACAGCUGCUCUUGUUCCACUGCUGCUGAUCAUCUGCAAUGCUCAGACUGGGAAAGGAAGAAACCAAACAGAGAAUAUGAUGGAGAAUUCUGAUGAGGACAUUUCCACAAUAAUCCUACGGAUGAACAAAGGAGCUCCAGGUUUCCUGUUAGAGGGAGACCUGUUGAUCCAAAGAACCAGGAACGCCAUGAAGUGCCUCGAUGAUUCCUCCAGCUGUUUGUGGCCAAAGUCUGAUGAAGGGAUGGUCGAUGUCCCUUUCAUUCUCCACGCUGAAUACGACAGUACAGACAGAGAAACAAUCUUAAACGCCAUGAGGAUGUUUGAAUUAAAAACAUGUGUUCGCUUUGUUCCACGUGGGAAUCAGCAGUCGUAUUUGAGCAUUGAACCAAAUCUUGGGUGUUCCUCUAGCAUGGGUCGCAUCGGAGGCAAGCAGUUGUUGUCCCUGCAGAGAGGCGGCUGUGUAUAUUACGGCAUUGUCCAACACGAACUGCUGCACGCACUUGGGUUCUACCACGAACAGAACCGGAGUGACCGUGACAACUAUGUUCAAAUCCACUACGAGAAUAUCCCCGAAUAUUACUUGAACAACUUCCAAAAAAUGGACACUAAUAACCUCUACACACCUUAUGACUACGGCUCUGUAAUGCACUACGGAAGAACUGCUUUUGGAAACGGAAAGGAAACCAUCACGCCGAUUCCCAAUCCUAACGUUCCCAUUGGCCAGAGGAUAGGAAUGUCUGACAUCGAUAUUCUCCGAAUCAACAAGCUCUACAAAUGCUAGAGCUC
Thalassophryne amazonica is the source of this 800-nucleotide messenger RNA. RefSeq names its product low choriolytic enzyme-like. The coding region runs from base 1 to 795 and encodes 264 amino acids. The record is from RefSeq and is a predicted model, not a curated record. Lineage: Eukaryota; Metazoa; Chordata; Actinopteri; Batrachoidiformes; Batrachoididae. Gene Ontology annotation, biological process: proteolysis. The transcript is spliced from 7 exons. Gene Ontology annotation, molecular function: metalloendopeptidase activity; zinc ion binding.